UUCUCUCUCUCUCUCUCUCUCUCUCUCUCUCUUCACCCACCCUUUCUCUCUGCGCCGGAGCCGCCGAGAGCGAGCGAGUCAGUCAGUCAGCCAGAGAGAGAGAGAGAGUGUGAGUGACGCGGUGGAGGUGUAAGGGACUGACGCGGUGUUUACGUCUCGGUGCGAGUGUCCAGUGGCAGCAGAGAGAGCCGGGGACUUGAGGGAAAUAAAACCGUACUGCAGGUAAAGGAAACAAUGGAUUCCAGUGCAGAUGCUCAACAUGGUGACACUCCAAUUUCAGAAACGGAAACCCACCAGCUAGCAGUUCAGACACAAGCACAGCUUGCAACUAUAGCACAGGUAACCAUGCCUGGGAUCCAGUCCACAGCCAGUCCAACAGUAACUUUAGUGCAGUUGCCUAAUGGACAGACUGUUCAAGUCCAAGGAGUUAUCCAGGCAGCUCAGUCAUCAGUUAUACAGUCGCCUCAAGUCCAGACUGUCCAUAUUUCUACUAUACCAGAAAGUGAGGACUCCCAGGAGUCUGUGGAUAGCAUGACUGACUCACAGAAACGUAGAGAAAUUCUAUCGAGACGGCCUUCAUAUAGGAAAAUUCUGAACGAACUCUCUUCUGACACCCCCGGUGUGCCAAGAAUCGAUGAGGAGAAAUCAGAAGAAGAGUCUGUCUCGGCAGUUACUACAAUGACGAUGCCAACCCCCAUCUAUCAGACCAGCAGCGGACAGUACAUUGCUAUCACACAGGGAGGCGCAAUCCAGCUAGCCAACAAUGGCACAGAUGGGGUGCAAGGGCUCCAAACGCUAACAAUGAGUAACGCAGCGACAGCCCAAGGUGGGGCAGCCAUUGUACAGUACGCCCAGAGUCCCGAUGGACAGCAGAUCUUUGUGCCGGGCAGCCAAGUGGUCGUACAAGGUGCAGCUGGAGAUGUCCAGACCUAUCAGAUCCGUACCACUCCCAACUCCACUGCCGGCCAAGGAAUGGUAAUGGCGUCAUCGCCAGUCCUGCAGAACCAGCCCCAGAACGCUGAAGAAACCACGCGCAAACGAGAAAUCCGCCUCAUGAAAAACAGGGAAGCAGCACGGGAGUGUCGUCGCAAGAAGAAAGAGUAUGUGAAAUGUUUGGAGAACCGGGUUGCUGUUCUGGAAAAUCAAAACAAGACCCUCAUUGAAGAGCUCAAGGCACUCAAAGACCUGUAUUGCCAUAAAUCCGACUAGCACGCCACUGUCAUUCUUGCGAAUGAUUAACAGACUUGCCCCAAAAGACUAUUGGCAUGAGCUGGGCGACUCUGCUACUUUUCUAAUGGUUUCUCUCCUACAUGGGAAAAAAAAAUCAAAAAAACUGCAUGGAUGCAGUUCCGGCAGCUGCACGCCCAUGCACCAGGGGAUCAUGCAUCGGAUCGCGGGAUCCAACCUGGUCAAAUCUUUCGCGUUCCAAACUCAAGAUAGCCUGGAACCUGGUUUGGGCAAUUGCUUUUUUCACAUGAACAUUUUUAUAUACAAACUAACUUAUCGGUACAAAAAAAAUUCUUGUCUAGUGUGACCAGGAAAAAUCACAAACAUUUUAGUUUAGCAUUUUUGUCUUUUCCCCCACCACUACCACCCCAUUAUUCUUUUUCUUCUUGUUGCUCUGGAGUGCAGUGUUGUUGCAGUCAUCCCAUCAGGUGGAGUGGGAGUUGCACCUGCAUCCAUGGCCUUGUCUUUGUGGCACCUUCAGGCCGAUACUUUUAAAGGCACAUGCUCUGGCAAUACGGAUGGCUGUGCUAUCAUCAUCUCACCAAGCCAUUUGCAGGAUACGUCAGAUUGCAACCCAGGAACAAUACAGAACCACACCACACAAUGUUGGCAAGCGUGUCAGGGGGAUUGGCCCCGGUUGGGGCAGAAGAUCCCUUUAAUCCAGAAAGUUGUGGAUAUCGAGCGCCUUGACUGCUUCGCUUACUGGCCUUUUCAAUUAAUCACUUUUUUUAGUCUGAGCUUGAAUUUUAAAAGUCGUGUUGGUUUGCAAUUAUAUACCUAUACAUAUAUAUAUAUAUUUUUUCCUCUCUUUCUAAAUGGUGUUGUGAUCCAGCCAGACUGUUCUGUCAGUCAAGCUGAGCUGACUGCACCCCUGCCCAAAAGGUGGUGAGGCUGGAAGGAAUGUUAAGCUUUGUAUUUAUCAUUCAACAGAAAAAUAUGUGAGGGAUCGAACCAUAAAACCAAUUAAUGCUGUAAAACAGCACCCACAGCGAAGUGGGUGUAAAACGCUGUUAUUUUUUUUGGGCGGCGGGGGGGAAGAAUAAUUGUUGUGAAACUGGUCACCUUUGUUUGAUGCCUUUGCACUGUAUUAAUAACACUUUACAUUUUUAUACUGUAUAUAUAUUUCUAAAAGAAGUGUGACUCUGCAAGGAAAAAAUAGAACUAGAAAAGGCUAAGGGUUUGUGAUACAACCCUUUCACUGCUCUCAAUAGAGAGAGCACCGCUGUUCCAUCAACCUUGAGGUUCAGCACCUUGUCCCCCACCCUGCAAAAUAAACUAGCCCAGUGCAAAUUUUAAAAGAGCAAAA
Messenger RNA from Carcharodon carcharias (great white shark), 2533 nucleotides. It is a transcript of the gene creb1b, whose product is annotated as cAMP responsive element binding protein 1b. Gene Ontology annotation, cellular component: nucleus; ATF4-CREB1 transcription factor complex. Gene Ontology annotation, biological process: regulation of transcription by RNA polymerase II. Gene Ontology annotation, molecular function: DNA-binding transcription factor activity, RNA polymerase II-specific; cAMP response element binding; protein binding. The transcript has 8 exons. Lineage: Eukaryota; Metazoa; Chordata; Chondrichthyes; Lamniformes; Lamnidae. The record is from RefSeq and is a predicted model, not a curated record. The coding region runs from base 235 to 1209 and encodes 324 amino acids.